UGCAGAGGUGCGCCACCUGUCCGGGGAGCCGGACUUCCGCGACGUGACGCUGCGCUGGGAGUACCCGCGCCUACCGCUCGACCUGCAGGAGUUCCACGUCCGCUACUGCGAGCUGCAGGCCUGGGGCCCGCACCGCUGCCGCACCAAGGUGGUGCCGUGGGCGUCAGGGCGCGACGCGCUGCUGGCGGAGGGGGCGGGGGCGGCGCCGGUGCGCGUGUUCGCCGUGGACGUGGGCGGGCUGCGCAUGGCCACCAACUACACCUUCGCCGUGCAGCCCGUGGAGGGCCGGCGCGCCCGCGCGCCCGCCCUCUCCUCCGCCCCCGCCCCCGCCGCGCCGCUGCAGCCCCGGAGGAUCGUCGUCCCCACCAAGGG
This is a messenger RNA of Gryllus bimaculatus (two-spotted cricket), 372 nucleotides long. The record is from the annotation of a GenBank genome assembly. NCBI's taxonomy places the organism in Eukaryota, Metazoa, Arthropoda, Insecta, Orthoptera, Gryllidae.